AACUCAAAGCAAAAUCAGCCCCUCCAGGCCCCGCGCCUCCGCCUGGGCCGUGACCUCCCCGCCGCGGCCACGGCCAUGGCGCAGGAGAACGCCGCCCUCUCGCCGGGGCCCGAGGAGCAGCCGCGGCGCCGCGGCCGCCAGCGCUACGUGGAGAAGGACGGCCGCUGCAACGUGCAGCAGGGCAACGUGCGCGAGACGUACCGCUACCUGACCGACCUGUUCACCACGCUCGUGGACCUGCAGUGGCGCCUGAGCCUGCUCUUCUUCGUGCUGGCCUACGCGCUCACCUGGCUCUUCUUCGGCGCCAUCUGGUGGCUGAUCGCCUACGGCCGCGGCGACCUGGAGCACCUGGAGGACACGGCGUGGACGCCGUGCGUCAACAACCUCAACGGCUUCGUGGCCGCCUUCCUCUUCUCCAUCGAGACGGAGACCACCAUCGGCUACGGGCACCGCGUCAUCACCGACCAGUGCCCCGAGGGCAUUGUGCUGCUGCUGCUGCAGGCCAUCCUGGGCUCCAUGGUGAACGCCUUCAUGGUGGGCUGCAUGUUCGUCAAGAUCUCGCAGCCCAACAAGCGCGCCGCCACGCUCGUCUUCUCCUCGCACGCCGUGGUGUCGCUGCGCGACGGGCGCCUCUGCCUCAUGUUCCGCGUGGGCGACCUGCGCUCGUCGCACAUAGUCGAGGCUUCCAUCCGCGCCAAGCUCAUCCGCUCGCGCCAGACGCUCGAGGGCGAGUUCAUCCCGCUGCACCAGACCGACCUCAGCGUGGGCUUUGAAACGGGCGACGACCGCCUCUUCCUCGUCUCACCGCUCGUCAUCAGCCACGAGAUCGACGCCGCCAGCCCCUUCUGGGAGGCGUCGCGCCGCGCCCUCGAGAGGGACGACUUCGAGAUCGUCGUCAUCCUCGAGGGCAUGGUGGAAGCCACGGGAAUGACAUGCCAAGCUCGGAGCUCCUACCUGGUGGAUGAGGUGCUGUGGGGUCACCGCUUCACAUCAGUGCUGACCCUGGAGGAUGGCUUCUACGAGGUGGACUAUGCCAGCUUCCACCAGACCUUUGAGGUGCCCACACCCUCAUGCAGCGCCCGGGAGCUGGCCGAGGCCGCAGCCCGCCUUGAUGCCCAUCUCUACUGGUCCAUCCCCAGCCGGCUGGACGAGAAGGUGGAGGAGGAGGGGUUGGGGGAGGGGGCGGGCGAAGAGGCUGGGGCUGACAAAGAGCAGAAUGGCUGCCUGCCACCCGUGGAGAGUGAGUCCAAGGUGUGA
Molecule: messenger RNA, 1257 nt
Organism: Eubalaena glacialis (North Atlantic right whale)
Lineage: Eukaryota; Metazoa; Chordata; Mammalia; Artiodactyla; Balaenidae
Gene: KCNJ9
Product: potassium inwardly rectifying channel subfamily J member 9
Exons: 3
Coding region: 76-1257 (393 amino acids)
Biological process (GO): regulation of monoatomic ion transmembrane transport; potassium ion import across plasma membrane
Cellular component (GO): plasma membrane
Molecular function (GO): G-protein activated inward rectifier potassium channel activity
Source: RefSeq, a predicted model, not a curated record